Molecule: messenger RNA, 1424 nt
Organism: Drosophila grimshawi
Lineage: Eukaryota; Metazoa; Arthropoda; Insecta; Diptera; Drosophilidae
Product: basic-leucine zipper transcription factor A-like
Exons: 2
Coding region: 268-969 (233 amino acids)
Source: RefSeq, a predicted model, not a curated record
AACCACAACAAUAACAACAGCAGCAACAACAACAACAACAACAAAGUGCAAAAAACUCAGGCAAUCAAACUGCGAAGAAGCUCAAGUCCAGAGCAGCAGCCAGCUGACAAGCGUCUAAAACUGGAGCGGGAGAAUGGCAACAGCAACAUUAACAGCAACAGCAACAGCAACAAGAGCAAUGGCAGCAGCAAGCAGCAGCUGAAUGGACAUGCCAAAAGCACCGACUCCAGUGAAGAUGAAGACGAGCUGGACGAGGAGGAGGAGGAAAUGGAGCACGAGCAGGAGGAGGAGGAGGAGGACCUGGAGCUGGAUGAGCAGCAGGAAUCGCAGGAUCACGAGGAGUCACAGCAACGAGAGUCACAGGAGGCGGAGCCACAACAGGCGCUGGCGCCGCAUAGCAGCGCACUGGCAGCGCCGCCCACAGCGACCACGCCCCAAUCGCCCGAUUCGGCGGCAACAGCAGGACAAUUGUUCGAUAGCAGCAACAGCAGCGAUGCAUCCUCAAUGAAGAAGGCGCAAAUGAAUGCGUGCCAAGCGCUGGCCAAGAUUAGCAGCAACACCAAGGAGGAGGAGGAGGCGGCGGAGGCGGAGCCUGAAGAGGAGGAAGAGGAGGAGGAGGAGGCCCAGGCGGAGGUGGAGGAGGUUAAGCAUGCAGCUGACUCGGAUGAUGAUGAGAUGCCGCUGCAGCAACGACAACAGCAGCAUCACCAGCAACAUGCGCAUCAGCAACAUACGCAGCAGCAGCAGCAUCGUCGACAGCGACGCGACGCAGCGCCAACGGCGACUGCGACUGCGCUGCCAGCGGCUGCAGCGACGCCGACGCCAAUUGUAAUGAUGGCAACCAAAGCAAGCAAGAAACAAAGGCCGCCAACUCCGCCAGCAACAACAGCAGCAGCAGCAGCAACAACACUAGCAACAACAACAACAACAACGAACUGCGAAUUACAAAUCAAAAAGGAGAUUGUCUAAGCAGCAGCAGCCAACACACACACACACACACCCCUGCAGCCACGCCCCUGCCUCGAUCGCAAUUGCAAUUUCAAAUAACAAAAAAAAAAAGAAACAAAAAGAAAAAGAAAAAAAAGUUAGCCGUUAGAAUUAAGAGUUAAAAUCGUCUCUUUUUAACACACACACACACACACAGACACAGACACACAGACACAGACACAUUUAGCAAGCUUGCUUUCAGCUUAAGUCUAAACAUGAAAUUCGAUGCUCAAGGAUUAAACGCACAUAAUGCAGCAGCAGCGCCCGAUCGAUCGAUCAGAAGGGAGUUCUUAACAGUAGUAGUAGGAGGAACCCCCUGAGAACUUGAAAAGAUAAACCCCUUUUAAAAAUUUGUUAGCUUGUUUUGAUCUCACGUAUAACCACAAAAUUUGUUAGGCUUCCAAUUCGCUGUUCUAUCUAUAUAUUCUACACAUAUA